Microplitis mediator is the source of this 892-nucleotide messenger RNA. It is a transcript of the gene His2Av, whose product is annotated as histone H2A.V. Bases 155 to 541 code for a protein of 128 amino acids. NCBI's taxonomy places the organism in Eukaryota, Metazoa, Arthropoda, Insecta, Hymenoptera, Braconidae. Gene Ontology annotation, molecular function: structural constituent of chromatin; DNA binding; protein heterodimerization activity. The record is from RefSeq and is a predicted model, not a curated record. The transcript has 5 exons. Gene Ontology annotation, cellular component: nucleosome.
GUGACUAACAGCGGGAUGCUAUGGCAGCGCCAAGCGUAUUUGGCGGGAUCGUGGCUCACAACGGCGUCGUCUGUUAUACUCUGCGUCGGUCUGUCGUUGUAGCUCGUCGUGCUCGUGUAUAAUUGAAACGUAAAACAGAUAUCUCAUACUAGCAAUGGCUGGCGGAAAAACUGGCAAAGACUCCGGUAAGGCAAAAGCCAAAGCGGUCUCACGUUCAGCGAGAGCAGGCUUACAGUUCCCUGUUGGAAGAAUUCACAGGCAUUUGAAAAACCGGACAACGAGUCAUGGACGUGUUGGUGCUACGGCUGCUGUUUAUAGCGCCGCCAUUUUGGAAUAUUUAACCGCUGAGGUAUUGGAAUUGGCGGGUAAUGCAUCUAAAGAUUUAAAAGUAAAACGUAUCACACCUAGGCAUUUACAACUUGCAAUUCGUGGUGACGAAGAAUUGGACAGUCUUAUUAAAGCUACCAUUGCUGGAGGAGGUGUUAUCCCACAUAUCCACAAAUCACUUAUCGGCAAAAAGGGUUCACAGAAGCCAGCAUAAUUUAAUAAUAAUAAUCCUAAUAAUAAUAUUAAUAAAUAAAAUAAAAUAAAGUAAAUAACAAUAAGUGUUUAUCAUUAUUAAUUAAUUAUUAAUAAUUAAUAACAAUAAAAAUUAUUAUUUUUCCUCAAUCUCUUUCUCUUAAUCGUCAGCUAUUGUCUUUUUAAUUUUUAUAUUUUUUUAUAAACAGUAACUAUUAACAUUGUUAAACUUUUUCAUUUAACAAUUAAGUUAUUUAACUAUUAAUAAUUAAAAUAAAUAUUAAUAACUUAUUAAUAAAAUGACAAGGUAAUAAUUCUACAUAUUUAGACCAAUGUUAAUAAAAAAAAAAAUAAAUAUAUAUAAUAAUAAAUA